Molecule: messenger RNA, 3459 nt
Organism: Colletotrichum scovillei
Lineage: Eukaryota; Fungi; Ascomycota; Sordariomycetes; Glomerellales; Glomerellaceae
Exons: 7
Coding region: 1-3459 (1152 amino acids)
Biological process (GO): carbohydrate metabolic process
Molecular function (GO): chitin binding; hydrolase activity, hydrolyzing O-glycosyl compounds
Source: RefSeq, a predicted model, not a curated record
AUGAAGCUCCUCAAACCGGCUGUGCUGGUGUUCUGUCUCCUACUCGCCGCAUCAGGCGUGAUAGCUCAGCAGGACUACAGCUGUUCCCCCACCAAGCCAUGCAAACUUGGCUGCUGCGGUAAGAAUAAUGUCUGUGGCCUUGGGCCUAGCUAUUGCGCGCCCGCGAACUGCACUUCCAGUUGCGGUGCGAAGAGCGAAUGUGACCCAGGCUGGGGAUCCGCUUGGAGCCAGAGAGAAAAGUGCCCCCUCAACGUAUGCUGCUCCAAGUUUGGCUUUUGCGGAACUACCAAGGAGUUCUGCGGCGACAAAAAGGUCAAGGCACCAAGUUGCCCCGGUGGCUCUUCUGCAGGCAAGCGAGUGAUCGGCUACUAUGAAGGGUGGUCAACAACAAAGGCCUGCAAUGGAUUGAACCCUGAGGACUUACUCUACACGGCUUACACUCAUCUCAACUACGCUUUCGCCUUCAUUGACCCGACCUCGUAUAAGAUUGCGAAUAUGCAAGACUCCGACUCGAAGUUCAUGCCUCGACUCACAGCACUGAAGAACUACAACCCUGGGAUGGAAGUCUGGAUUGCCAUUGGGGGUUGGAGUAUGAACGACCCUGACCAGCCGACCAAGCGCACGUUUUCUGAACUGGCCGCAUCAAAAGCGAAGCAAGACGCCUUCUUCUCAUCUCUUUUGUCUUUUAUGAAUAAAUAUGGCUUCGAUGGUGUCGACAUCGACUGGGAAUAUCCCGUUGCCGAGGAACGCUCUGGCACACCUGAAGACUACAAGAACUUGGUCACUUUUCUCAAGAAUCUGCGCGCAGCACUGGGAACGAAGGGCCUCACUAUCACGCUACCGGCAUCAUACUGGUACCUUCAGCACUUCGACCUCAAGAACAUCCAGCCAUACUUGGACUGGUUCAACAUGAUGAGCUACGACUUACACGGCACUUGGGAUGGCACGAACCCUUAUCUGGGGCCGUACGUCAACAGCCACACGAAUUUGACAGAAAUCGACCGUGCCCUCGAGCUUCUAUGGCGGAAUGAUGUCGACCCGAAGAAGGUCGUCAUGGGCAUGGGGUUCUACGGACGCAGCUUCACCCUCUCGAAUCCAAGUUGCAAGACCGCCGGUUGUGGCUUCAGCGCCGGUGGCGCCCCAGGCAGAUGUUCCGCGUCUGCUGGGACAUUGAUGUUCUCUGAGAUCCAAGAGAUCAUAGACAAGGGCGGAGCUCAAGUGACAACAGACAAGACAGCAGCCGUCAAAAUUGUCACUUGGGGUGGUAAUCAGUGGGUCUCUUACGACGAUGAAGAGACACUCAAGUUGAAGAUGGACUACGCCAACGGCAAGUGUCUUGGAGGAGUCAUGGUGUGGGCUGCAUCGACAGAUGACGCUAAGGGGACUGCCAUCAAGGCUCUAGCGAAAGCUUCGGGCCGAACCGACUUGUCGAAAUCUCUCUUCGCCAAAGCAGUCAGCAGCGACCACAGCCAGUGUGUCUGGGGCGAGUGCGGUGCAUCGUGCCCAUCUGGUCUCGUUCCGGUCGAGAGUUCAGGGAGCAACGCCAGUCCACUUGGCAUCGAGCUAGGAUGCAAUCAGGGAAAGCGCAACUUCUGCUGUCCGUCAAAGAAUCCACCAACUUGUAAGUGGAAGGGAAGCCCCAAGUUCUGUGGCGCGCUCGCGAAGAACCGAUGCAGUGGCAAGGAGAUCGAGAUUGCUGCCAGCACAGACGGAUGCUGGACUGGGCAUAAGUCUUUGUGUUGCACCAAGACUGAUUCCACAAGUACUCUUGACUCUUGCGAGUGGCUCGGUGCUGCCCCAUUUUGCUCAGCAGGCGCGACUUUCGGUUCCAUCCUUGGACUCGGCACGACACCUGUUGCUGGAGCAUUCUCCUUCCUUUCAUACGGCUGUCCUAACAAGGACAAGCCGAAGGAGCUGACCACUGGGAAGCAGGGGGAGGGAGGCCAGCAAACGUGUGCCUACAACGGAGGCUUCAAGAGCUAUUGCUGCAAAGAUCCCGUGCCUUGGAAAGAAUGCAAAUGGCAAGUACUAUUCCACCAAAUACUACCAGAAUUUUUGACCGACUGUCUUGUAGGCGAUCCGGAAACACUGCCUGGGUUCAAUGGAAGCAGAUAUUACUGCAAAACAGGCUGUGAGAGCGGAGAAGUGACUGUUGCAACUGAUGGCUUUGGCUGUCGCUCUGGGACAUACUCAUAUUUCUGCUGUGGUAAUCCGAACACGCCAGCCGAGCCCAAACUGCCAGAGAUCAGUCUUUGUCCCAGCCCAGCAAACUUGCCGGACUUGUCUACAGUCCCAGAGGGAGGUUCAAGCCCUAAGAAUGUCUUCAAGGAAGGAGAUAUCUUUGAUAAUAACUGCAUACUACCGCCAACUACGAAGAGACGACACAUGAUUCGAGCGGCUCGACCGCAUCAGAAGGGAUUCGACAGUAAUGACACAAGCUCGGAGGUAACAGAACAUCCGGCACUCGCUGGCAUGGACACAUCGGACCUCUUUGGGAGGUCGUUGGAGAAACGCGGUGCCAGAGACGUUGCUAUGAAACUGUGUGCACCCGGCAAGCAGAGCAGUAGCAUCUACACUCAGAACUACCCCGGUGCGACCAGCAUCAUUCGCACUACUGGGAAGGCUUUCACGGUGGCUAAGCAGGGUGUCUGCGCCGCUGUCGGAAUAACAGCUCUGACUAACCUUGAUGCGAAUACCAACUGGGUUACGGAGCAUGUGUUCGAGAAGCAAGAAUUUCGUGACGCAGUUGAGUGGAUGAUGGAUGGCAAUACGCCAAAGGGUGUUGCUCUCACAGCCGGUAAAGCUCCCUUCACUGGGGUCUUCGACCUCAAUGGCUUGUUCCAGGAUAUCUGGCCUUCGAAGACGUACACCACUCUCAAGGUUGUCCAAGAUUGGGCGGGCAACAUCAACGACGCUUUCACAGGUCUUCUUGGUCGAACGUCAGACGCAGGUCUCAAUAACGCCAACAUAGUCAACCUUCAAGUCUGCGACGCCGAUUUCAAUCGCUACAAAGAGUUCAUCGUUGCUGGAAGCGACUUCAUGAGCCAGGCGACGUGGAAGAACUACAGCCCCACAGGCCGCAUCGCCAUCUUGUCUGAUGUGAUUGACACCUUCGCGUAUCGAAGUGAAUCAAGCGUCAUCACCUCAUACCAAAAGACAUAUGCUUCACUGGCUACCCUCUGGGGCGACUUUGGUCGAUACGCCCUCAGCAAGGGCGUCAGCUACGACUUUGCGUCCGCAUGGAAGCAGAUUGUUCCCGCCAAUCUUGAGAGCCAGGUCUCAUCUGCUCGGACGCUGUUUGAGAGCUAUGUCAAGAGCGAGCUUGCGUUUUGGAAAUCGACUGCUGCCGCAACAACGUACUCGCCAGUAGUCGUUAAGGAAAUGACUGACAAGCUUACAGACUGGCAGGGGAAGGUAACGACACUGAUUGCGCUCCCGAUUAGCAAGAUGACAGCUUGA